AUGUACACUCGUUUAAUUCGACAUACUAGUACUUCUCUGCCACAAUUCCGCAUGUUUUUCAACUUUUCAGCCUCUAAUUAUUCAGGUAACUCUCAAGAUCAUAAAUCUAAUGAACACCUAAUAAAAUCAGAUGCAAAAAAAGAUGAAAAUGAAUCUAGUGAUACCUCCACGACACCAUGUGACCGGGCAGAACAAACUGUUUCUGGAAAUACAAAUCAGAUUGCUCAUUCAACAACUGCCUACGAUAAAGACGCAGUUAAUCCCGAUCAAGAAAUUGAAAAGAUGAAAGAAAAGAAUCAUCAAGACUCGUUGGAUUUAAGUGCAGCUAAUCCACGAAUAAGUACUACCUCCAAGGAUUCGUCUCUACCUGCUAGAAAAUAA
Cetraspora pellucida is the source of this 381-nucleotide messenger RNA. NCBI's taxonomy places the organism in Eukaryota, Fungi, Glomeromycota, Glomeromycetes, Diversisporales, Gigasporaceae. The record is from the annotation of a GenBank genome assembly.